UCAGGUAUUCUUUUUGAUUAAUUUUAUUGGAAUUCAUUCCGAAAAUAAUCAAUCAGUUUGAAGUAAAGAUCUUAUAUUCAAAGAAGUUUUGAUCAAAAAGAAACGCGUAGCACGCGACGUGUUUUAAACAAAAGAACGUUCAAGCUGUCACUUACAUACCCCAAGUAGCAACUGAAAUGUCAAAACUGAUUCAUAAUACGUUAUAGGAAGAAUCUGAUUGCUGUUCUGUUUCAUGGGAUGGAAAGUGGCAUGUUAAUAAUUCUUCCCCCAAUGUUGCGUUUUUUCUUUGUCAUCUAAGUUUUGUAUUUUAUAUUUUGGUAAAAAUGAUAAAAAUAUUAGAUUCAACUAAAAGUAAUGUUUCUGAGAACAAAAACAUAAAAAAGAAACUAAAAUCCAUUAAAAGAGGCCGUCCAUUCCCAUCACAUCACAAAUACCAUAAAAUUGAUGAAUAUUUUCAUUCAAAUUUUAAAGUAACAAAAAAAGAUUUUGAAGAAGAUAAACAAUCCACAAAUAUCUUGUUAGAAAAGCGAUCGAACGUUGGAAAACAGGAAGAUUUAAAACUUCAAAAACAAUCAAUUUUUCCGAAAGAGAUUCAAACAAAAACUAUCGUUUCGACCACUGCUAAUCAAAACCAACCUAAGGAACUAAAUGAAAAUAUUGAUGCAUUUGAUAAAACUGAUUGCAUUCCCAAUGAUGCUGAAAAUUAUAUGAUAAACUAUAGUUUAAGUAAAAAAAUACAAAAUAUUCCAUACUAUAAAAUUAUUGAAGGCACUAAAUUUGCAGUGGAUGCUUUUCGGUAUGGUGAUAUUGAUGGUGUAGAUUGUUAUUUUCUUUCCCAUUUUCACGCAGAUCACUAUAUUGGAUUAAAAAAAAGUUUCAAUCAUAAACUUUAUUUAUCCAAUAUAUCAGGUAGAUUAGUGAUGGAGUUUAUCAAAGUUGAUAAACAAUAUAUUCGAUGUCUUGAUAUUAGUAUACCUGUUUUCGUUGAUGAAGUUGAAGUAACUGCUCUCGAUGCCAAUCAUUGCCCAGGGGCUGUGAUGUUUCUUUUCAAAUUCAAGACUGGAAAAUGUAUACUUCAUACUGGUGAUAUGCGUGCAUCGCCCACAAUGGAAGAAUAUCCUGAGUUUUGGAACAAUCAAAUAGAGACAAUUUAUUUGGAUACAACUUAUUUGUCUUCAAAAUUUGAUUUUCCAACACAGGCAGAAAGUAUCGAUGAAAGCAUUGGAUACUGUGAAGAAUUCAUUAAUAGCAGCAGCUCAGGCACUCAUUUAAUCGUCUGCGGAGCAUAUAAAAUUGGUAAAGAGAAGGUAUGGCUUCGGCUUGCACAGGAAUUUAAUUACAAAGUAUGGAUUGAUGCCGAUCGGCAUAGAGCGAUGAAAUGCAUACAAAAUGAUGAAAUAUCUAGUGUAUUGACAGAUUUCAUCACAGAUGCGCAAAUACACGUUCUUCCAAUUUCCAAAAUAAAUUAUCAAUUUUUAGUCAAAUAUGUUGAUGAACUCCAAGAAACAUUCUCAAAGGUUCUUGCUAUACGUCCAAGGUACGAUCAUAUUUCUUAAAAGAACACAUCAUAUCUAUUGAAUAUUUUGAUUGGAGAGUAUUUUUUUAUUCAUCCAUUACUCCGAUAUAUGACGGCCUAAGAAGAAAACAAUAACAUACAGAAUAUUC
Contarinia nasturtii (swede midge) is the source of this 1665-nucleotide messenger RNA. Its product is annotated as DNA cross-link repair 1A protein-like. Gene Ontology annotation, molecular function: damaged DNA binding; 5'-3' DNA exonuclease activity. The transcript is spliced from 10 exons. Gene Ontology annotation, biological process: interstrand cross-link repair; protection from non-homologous end joining at telomere; double-strand break repair via nonhomologous end joining. Lineage: Eukaryota; Metazoa; Arthropoda; Insecta; Diptera; Cecidomyiidae. The record is from RefSeq and is a predicted model, not a curated record. The coding region runs from base 324 to 1556 and encodes 410 amino acids.